CACGACACAUUUGUUGUACAGAAUAAUCAUAUCCCUUUGAAUGUCACGGCACUGUCUCACCAAUCCACUACCACCAUCUGGCUGCACUCACCACAGCCGGGCCAAUCGAGCGAUUCACCGCGACAGCUGUUUGUGUCAUCGCAAAGAGCCUCGCAGCGAUCCGAGGGACCACCACGACCCAUCCGAUCGAAAGAUCAGCCGAUGCGCUCACCACGGUCACAAAGGCGAGCCUCCAUGCACAGCAUAGACAGCCAGACAUACACCGACAUUGGCCACCACACCCCGCAACGCAACCGCCCAACACAACAGCACCAGCACCAGCACCAGUUUGCGAAGUCUGUUGGGAAGCAGGGCAGCAUGAGGCAGGUGCCUCAGAUGAUGACCUACAGCCAGCCAUUGGCCGCCCCAGCGCCCACGCGGUCAGCCUCACACUCCGAUGUCCGAGCAUCUGGCUGGCAGACAGUGCACGUCAAUCCGUCCGGCUUCACUCGUCAAGACAAGCGCAACUUCUCUCUGGAAGUGUUUGACGAGUGCCAUCGGCUCAUUUGCGUCUUUAAACUGCACACACCGUACAAGAACGGCUUCUUCAGCGCCCACACGAAAGAGAUGGGCGAGAACCUGACUAUGGUGGACCCUCACGGGCAAGUGCUGCGACAGGCCACCUUCUGCUUCAAGAAGUGGAAGUACUACGUGCCAGGUAUGGGCCAAAUGACCAGACGCGGUCUAUCGGGGCAGCACAGGACAUUCAACUUCGACAACGGAAGAUCAUACAAACUGAAGCGCAAAACUCGCAUGUUAAGCUUCAAGGGAGCGACGUGCGAAGUAUCUGAGUUGGGCAUACCCGUUGCACGGUUCGCUGAACCCAUCAGUGCAACAAGAACUGUUCUUGAGGUGGCUCCCCGCGUGGGCGUGUAUGAUAUGCUGAUGGUGGCCAUGUGCUACGACCGAUGGGGACAGUACGAACACGACAACGACGGGUGCAGCAGCGGAGGAGACAGCUGAGUGCCUGUGGGUGAUUACUAGUCACCUGAGAUUGAGGGUGCGUACGUGAACAGUACUAAAAGGCUGAGACUGAGACUGUGUCUGAGUGUGAUAGGUGAACAGUGCUAACCAUCUGAGCUGACAUCUGCGGGAGGGAUGGCUGAAAGUUGGUGGGGGGAACAGUACUUUGUGUGUGAACCGAAGAACCACACCAAUCAUCUGAAAUGGUGGACUGUGUUGAUCAAUUGGAUUGGUAGUUAGUGCCCUGACAUCGUCUAGGCAACGUUCACGACCCGUUGACGUAUCGCAAUUAGAAGAAGAGGUGCUACGCUUGUUGCAUUGGAUCUGAGUGUCGCAUCACAGGGAAGUAGUACAUAAGCUCAUACAGAGAAGUAGGACAUGAGCUCAUUCUAUGUAAUGUGUUGCGAAACAGAUGCAUUCACUGUAGCAGUGAUUGAUCGAAUCAUUUAGAGUGGUUCGAGUAAGAUAUCGUAGUAGGGUUUUAGAAUUUAGGGAUUCUAAUUGUCCGUCUAGCGCAUAGUAUGAUUAUGAAAGCCCUAAACCUUAAAAGUCUGACAACUUCAAGACAUAAAUAUUUCGCGACUGUUUCAAUUGAAAAGGUGUGACGUUUUUAUUAAUAAAAAAAUCUAAAUAUCAAA
Sphaeroforma arctica JP610 is the source of this 1640-nucleotide messenger RNA. RefSeq lists its product as hypothetical. Lineage: Eukaryota; Ichthyosporea; Ichthyophonida. The annotation marks the transcript as partial. The record is from RefSeq and is a predicted model, not a curated record. The transcript is spliced from 5 exons.